GCUCGCCAAGUUUUCUCCCAAGCUCGCCACAGACGACCCAAAAUCCAACCCGCCUCCUGCCACAACCGGCUUCCAUUUUUCUCUCUGUUCCCAUCCCGUUCUCCUUUCUUAAUCUUGUUGGUGUCGGAGGACGUCCCGGCAUGCAGCGGCGGUGGUGACCUGUUGUUUUCGUCGAUCGCAGAUGGGCAGAAUCGGCUGGCUAGGGUUUUCCCCGCGAUCGUUCUUGCUGCGCUUCAGGAGGUCUUGUGGCAAUUCACCGAUCACGGGCGUGCGAUUGGAUCUUCUCAGGGGGAGGACUGAAGAGGCUUUGCCAUUUUUAAGAUCUUUUUCUCACCUAUCGCUAUUAUACAAAUACAAUUUGGACAUUGUUGAAAGACCUCACAAUAUCUAUAGAUCAAGUGCAUCUUCCUUAAACCGGUCUUUUCAUGCUACAGCACUACGUUAUGCGACAGAUAGAGACUAUUAUGAAAUUCUUGGUGUCCCUAAAGAUGCCACACGGGAGGACAUCAAAAAGGCUUUUCAUGCACUUGCAAAGAAAUACCAUCCAGAUGCAAAUAAAAAUAACCCUGCUGCAAAGAGAAAAUUCCAGGAGAUAAGAGAUGCGUACGAGACAUUGCGGGAUCCUGAGAAAAGAGCGCAGUAUGACAGGGAGUUCUCUGAAGGAGCAGAGAAAGUUAGAUAUGCUGGUGAUGAUGCAAGUGGAUGCCGCAGCACCUAUGAAGAUCCUUUCUCUGGGUUCUAUAGAGCCAAUCAAGAUCCUUUCUCUGAUACGUUCUAUAAAAUAUUCUCAGAGGUCUUUGAAAAUGAGAGAGACAUAUAUGCAGCUGAUAUACAGGUUGAGUUGAAUCUUUCUUUUUCUGAAGCUGCUAGAGGAUGCAAAAAACAGGUGUCUUUUAGUGCACAAGUUCCUUGUGAUUCAUGCUAUGGAAGGGGUCAUUCGGUAAAUGCAAAGCCAAUAAAAUGCCCUACUUGUAAUGGUGUCGGAAGAGUUACAGUUUUUCCAUUCACAUCUACAUGCCGUUCCUGCAAAGGAUUGGGGAAAAUAAUUAAGGAUUACUGCCUAGUAUGCAAAGGGUCAGGGGUGGUUGAUGGCGUGAAGAAUGUUAAUGUUACCAUCCCAGCAGGAGUUGAUUGCGGGGAUACAAUUCAUGUGCCAAGGGCCGGAAAUCAAGGGGGACAUGGUGCCCAGCCUGGAAAUUUAUACAUUAAGAUGCAGGUAGCCAAGGAUCCUGUUUUCCUUCGAGAUGGUGCUGAUAUUUAUGUGGACGCCCAGAUAAGAUUCACACAGGCUAUUCUUGGUGGUAAGAUUGAAGUACCUACCUUGUUUGGAAAAACACAUGUAAAGAUACCUGAAGGAGUGCAGCCAGGGCAACUUUUGGUUUUAAGAGGCAGAGGAUUACCAAAACAAGUUGGCUUAGUAGACCAUGGCGACCAAUAUGUUCGAUUCCGUGUGAAUUUUCCAUCGUCAGUCAAUGAACGUCAGAGAGAAUUGUUGGAAGAAUUUGCUAAGGAGGAAGCAAUUCAAGAAAGCAGUGGAUCAGCUGAAGGAAACUGGCUUUAUGAGAAGCUAUCUACUGGUUGAACUUACAGGUGGCAGCAAAUAAUCGAUCAUCUGACUGGUCCUAAGUUCAUGCUUGGUAUCGCCUUCCUGAUGUUGCUUCAUUUGCUUCUCAGCAAGAGUCUGAGCUAAGUGCUGACAUAUAAGAUGAUAGACGAGAUCAUGCAGUGGGGACAGGUGGAUAUGACCAUAUUUCAUCCAAUUGCUCGUACAUUCGAGAUAUUCCUCUUUGGCUGGUAUACAAUUCUACUAUGCAGUGUUAUCAGCCAAGUCGCAGAAUUCCAAAGGAUCUUAUCUUGCUGGACCAGAGGACCACAAAAGUGUCAUCUCAUCAUUGUUUCAUGUAUAAAACGUUAUUCUGUUUUGUUAAUUAGUGGGGCUCAAGAGAGAGCAAAGCGAAAGCGGGGUAUUCACUGACUUGACUGAUUGAGGUCCUCUGACAUUGAUCUGCCGACCUCUUUCCUUUCCUUCCUGCUCACAAUUUUUGAUGAAGCAUCACCAAUUUUUGAUGAAGCAUCACCAAACUAAAAGAAGAACAAGAGAAAAAACUCUGAUGAGUUUGGUAGAAUAACGGAUUGUACCAUGCAUACUGCAAGUGUAGUACAGUAUCAUCCAUAUGGAAAUAUUACUGUUUUUCUUUCUACCUCAACUUUCUUUAUUGCGGGAAGCUGAGGACAUGAACACGCUAUUUAUUGGGGGAUCUAAUGCUGCAGUCUUCUGCAGUAAAACAGUAUAUAAAAAUAUAUAUUGUCAAAGGUAUGUUGCCCU
Elaeis guineensis (African oil palm) is the source of this 2326-nucleotide messenger RNA. Its product is annotated as chaperone protein dnaJ 1, mitochondrial. The record is from RefSeq and is a predicted model, not a curated record. Gene Ontology annotation, biological process: protein refolding; response to heat. Lineage: Eukaryota; Viridiplantae; Streptophyta; Magnoliopsida; Arecales; Arecaceae. Gene Ontology annotation, molecular function: ATP binding; heat shock protein binding. Gene Ontology annotation, cellular component: cytoplasm.